This is a messenger RNA of Hibiscus syriacus, 506 nucleotides long. RefSeq names its product 40S ribosomal protein S29-like. NCBI's taxonomy places the organism in Eukaryota, Viridiplantae, Streptophyta, Magnoliopsida, Malvales, Malvaceae. Gene Ontology annotation, cellular component: ribosome; cytosolic small ribosomal subunit. Gene Ontology annotation, molecular function: zinc ion binding; structural constituent of ribosome. Gene Ontology annotation, biological process: translation. The record is from RefSeq and is a predicted model, not a curated record. The transcript has 3 exons. The coding region runs from base 93 to 263 and encodes 56 amino acids.
UACAGAUCCAAGCACCUCCGUGAAAUCUAGGUUUUCUAUUCAUUCCCGUUUGGCAUUUUUCAAGCUUUGGUGGAAUAAACAGUCGGUCAGUGAUGGGCCACUCUAACGUCUGGAACUCUCACCCCAAAACCUACGGCCCUGGCUCUCGCGCUUGCCGUGUUUGUGGAAACCCCCAUGCCAUCAUCAGGAAAUAUGGUCUCAUGUGUUGCAGGCAGUGCUUUCGUAGCAAUGCCAAGGAAAUUGGAUUCAUCAAGUACCGUUGAAUUUUAUCUGGUUUAAAGCAAGGACUUUGUCCAACUAUCUACCUUCAAUAUAUGUUUUCUUCUUCUUUGGGGACGGGGCUAAUUUAGUAUGAACCUUAAAGUAAUUGUUGAACUAAGAGUACUUUGUUGUUUCUCAAUGAAGUAAUCAUAAUGUUUUAAUUCAGUAAUUUACUUAUUGUUAAGUUUGCAUGUUUUUUGUGUUUGUCAUGCGAUGAUCCUGUUGAUAAUUAUUAUUUCGCGUGA